AUGAAGCUUCAUAGCCGCAACUUACGUGCACUGCAAUAUUGCACGGCAUGCCUUGGAGUCAUUCUUCUCUUUUCUGCUGCUGCCGCUGCUCCAACAAACGAGACUGAUCGUUUGGCUUUGCUCAAAUUCAAAGAAUUGUUACCCAUUGACCCAUUUAACGUCUUCCUCUCUUGGAAUGAUUCCAUCCACUUCUGCCGCUGGCACGGAAUUACAUGCAGCCGGAAGCAUCAAAGAGUUACGGCCUUGGACCUACGUGGCAAUUCGUUAAGUGGAUCAAUUUCACCUUUCAUCGGCAACCUCAGCUUCCUUAGGGUGGUCAACCUCUCAGACAACUUGUUACAAGAUGAAAUUCCACGACAAGUCACUCAUCUAUUCCGGCUGCAGCGUCUCGAUCUUAGCAAUAACUCAUUGACAGGGGAAAUUCCAAGCAACUUCUCCAACUGUCCUGAACUAAGAUAUAUCCACUUUUUUAGGAACCAGCUUAUUGGGAGAAUUCCCAUUGAGCUCGGCUCAUUGUUGAAGCUCGUAAGCCUUGAUGUUUUCCAAAAUAACUUGACAGGAGGCAUCCCGCCUUCUUUGGGGAAUAUUUCUUCGCUCCAAAAACUCGACCUUUCGCUCAAUAAUCUCGUGGGAAUUAUUCCAGAUGAAAUUGCUCAUUUGCAAAGGUUAGUUUACUUUGAAGUUGUGGUCAAUAAUCUUUUUGGUACGUUCCCGUAUUCCCUUUACAAUAUAUCAACUUUGAAGAUCAUUUUGACCGGAGAAAACCAACUUAAUGGCACUCUUCCAUCCAACAUAGGCCUCACUCUCCCUAAUCUCCAACAAUUCGGCAUCAUAAACAACCAAUUCUUUGGUCCAAUCCCACUUUCACUAUCCAAUUUUUCUCGGAUGGAAAAACUUGGUCUUGCCGGAAACCAUUUUGUGGGACAAGUUCCAACUGAUCUAGGAAACCUGCUAAAUCUCCAGUUGCUAGAUAUUGGAUUGAAUAAUCUUGGAAGUAAUUCAUCCAAGGACUUAGAUUUCUUAACAUCUUUGGGAAAUUGCACCGAACUGGAAAAGCUAGAUUUUUCUGAAUGCAAUUUUGGAGGUAGUUUACCCAAUUCUAUAGGAAAUUUGUCAAAGCAACUCAGCUUUUUAAAUAUUGGUUUCAAUCAAAUAUCUGGAAUUAUUCCUGCAGCAUUAGAGAAUCUCAUCAACUUAACUACCCUCUACAUGGCGGAAAACCUCUUCACAGGCACCAUUCCCACUUAUUUUGGCAAGUUACAUAAGCUGCAAGCAUUGGUUAUGUUUGGAAACAGAUUGUCGGGGCACAUACCAUCCUCUCUAGGUAACCUCACUCAAUUGGCCCAAUUGUAUUCAUAUGAGAACAAUUUGGAAGGGAGCAUUCCAUCAAGUUUAGGAAGCUGCAAAAAUUUGCAAUUCUUAUCAAUUUCUGAAAAUAACCUUAGUGGAGCCAUACCCAAAACGAUUCUUUCUUCCCAAUUACUAGGACUCUACUUAUCACACAACUCCUUGACAGGCACCCUACCCGUGGAAGUAGGCAAUUUGAAAAAUAUUUUGCACUUGGAUGUCGCUGAAAACAAUUUGUUUGGUGAGAUUCCCACAGCCAUUGGAGAUUGCUCGAGUUUGCAAAAACUUUACUUGGAGGGUAAUUCAUUUGAAGGAAACAUACCUCUAUCUCUAGCUUCCUUGAAAGACUUUCACUAUGCAGAUCUUUCACGAAACCAUUUGUCGGGAACAAUUCCUAAAGAUCUACAAAAUGUCUCUGUUCUACGGCAUUUGAAUCUUUCAUUUAAUAAUUUGGUAGGCGAGGUGCCAAUGGAGGGAGUAUUCCAAAAUGCUAGUGCAAUAUCAGUGAUAGGAAAUAAAAAGCUUUGUGGAGGUAUCCCAGAACUGCAACUGCAAGCAUGUGAAAUAUUCAAAGUUAUGAAGCAAGGAAAAUCUCAUGUAUUCAAAUUAUCUGCCAUCAUUGUUAGUGGGGUUUUAUGUUUCCUUCUACUUUCAUCCUUUCUUGUCCUUCAUAGGAGGAGAAAAUCAAAAAAAGAAUCAUCUUCUACACUCCCCAAAACCAACAAACUUUCAAAUGUUUCAUACAAGGAGCUCUAUCAAACGACUGGCGGAUUUUCUCCUAACAAUUUAAUUGGAUCCGGUAGUUUUGGCUCUGUAUAUAAAGGAAUUCUUGAGAAGGAAAAAAAGACAGUUGCUGUGAAAGUAUUGAACCUUCAACAAAAAGGAGCUUCCAAGAGUUUCAUGGCCGAAUGCAAUGCGUUAAGAAAUAUACGACAUCGUAAUCUCGUUAAGAUCUUAACUUGUUGCUCCAGCAUGGACUAUAAUGGCAAUGAAUUCAAAGCUCUGGUUUAUGAAUUCAUGGCAAAUGGAAACUUAGACAAGUGGCUGCACCAAGAUAGAGACAAUGAAAAUCCACCAAGAUAUUUGAAUCUUCUUCAAAGACUUAAUAUUGCAAUUGAUGUAGCUUCUGCACUACAUUAUCUUCAUGAUCAUUGCGAAACACCAAUCAUUCAUUGCGAUUUAAAGCCAAGCAAUGUUCUUCUUGAAGAUGGCAUGAUUGCUAAAGUAAGUGAUUUUGGUUUGGCAAGAAUCCUCUCUACAUCAAAUGAUGUUUCUCAAAAUCAAACUAGCACGAUUGGAAUAAAGGGUACUAUUGGCUACGCUGCUCCAGAAUAUGGAAUGGGUGGUGAGGUAUCAACACAAGGAGAUGUUCAUAGUUAUGGGAUUUUUGUGUUGGAGAUGUUCACGAGAAAGAGACCCACUGACAAAAUGUUCAAAGAUGGUUUCAACCUUCAUAACUUCGUUAAUAUGGGAUUGCCAGAAAAACUUGUGCAAAUUGUGGACCCAAAUCUUCUCACGAGAGAAGUAAAUGAAUUGGCAAUUGCAAUUGAAGAAGAUGGCCACAACAACGAUGGCCACAGUGAUACUGAGAUAGCAGAAGAAAGAGUCCAUGUUAUGAAUUUAAGCCAGAUGAAUUCUAAUAUGCAAAAGUGCCUACUUUCAGUUUUUAAGAUAGGCCUUGCUUGUUCACUAGAAUUGCCGAGAGAAAGAAUGAAUAUGGGGGAUGUCACCAGGGAAUUAUGUCGGAUCAAAAAUGCUUUUCUACAGGUUGGGCUCCAUGAAUAA
Corylus avellana is the source of this 3132-nucleotide messenger RNA. The record is from RefSeq and is a predicted model, not a curated record. Lineage: Eukaryota; Viridiplantae; Streptophyta; Magnoliopsida; Fagales; Betulaceae.